This is a messenger RNA of Physella acuta, 2282 nucleotides long. RefSeq lists its product as uncharacterized. The record is from RefSeq and is a predicted model, not a curated record. Lineage: Eukaryota; Metazoa; Mollusca; Gastropoda; Physidae.
AAAAUGUAUGUUUUUCUUCCGGCUCAAUCGAUGACAUCCGGUGAUUGAUAUCCAAAAUAACAUCAUUCACGAGUUCAACAUCGUCAACAAAGUUGUUUUUAAAGAUGGAGACAGGCUAAAGUAGAAAAAGAAAACACUUCAUUCAAUGAUGAGCGCUUCUGUUAAGCCAAGAUUAUUUAACCUAGCUUGCACAUUGAGUAGUUUGGCUGACAUAUAGAUGCAACAAAAUGGACGAAGACGAGGAAAAAACGUCCAGUCAACCGUCUACACCAUCAAACCAUGUCAGAGCCAACAAGCUGGGCCUCCUGACGUCCGGCAUCAACCGUCAAAUCACGUCCGCCAGGUCGGUGUCCAUGAAGCACAUCAAAAACGUCAAGUCGAAGAUCGACAGCCGCAUUCACCUGGGGGUCGACGCGCCCCCCGGCAAGCACCUGUACGACGAGCGAGCCCCGAGGAAGUUGUUCGAUGACGAGGGCAUCGAGCUGCAGGACCUCUCGUCUUUCUCUGGCGCCAGCGAGGUUUCCCUGUCCAACGAGGAGCUGCUCAAGGCUGGACACUCUGGCACGAUGCUCAAGACAAGUCCAGUUACCGUACAUCAGCUUGGAACCAGCCCCACCCCAGGAGUUACACCGCGGCUACCUGCUAUCCGGAUAUCCCGGCCGUCAGAUGAUUCGAUUGUAGAGCCGCCGACGUACGAGGAAGCAACAGCCCAGCGGGCAGACUUGGAGCACGUACCUAGCGGCAGGCUGAGGCGAGGCUCCGAUUUUUCCCCGGGUAGCUCCAGCGGUACUUCCGGCCAGCGCGAACCACGUGACAGGAUACUGGAUAAGAUAGAACGGAUUGGCCAGGAUGUGCGCGCGCAGAGCAGCGUCGCGCCAAGAGGGAACGUAGCCCCAAGAGAAGACACGGCGCCUGUGAUACCACACAGCGAGCUGAGAGCGUUAGAGAAUGCAGAAACCAAUAGCCGCUUUCUUAAAGUCCAGCCCAACAGUUUUGACCAAGAUGGUUCAGACCACAUCAACAUCUCCAACACAAUAGAAUUAACGGACAGCCGGUACAGCGUGGCGUCCAACACAGCGUUUAGGUUCUCCCCAAUAGAAAACAAGGCCGUGAACUUUCCUCAAGCAGACGACCAAUUUCAAGGUCACGAUUCCUCCAUCAGCAAACACCGUGCAAGCCCCCUAUCCGAUGAAAUGCGACGUCAGCUAAACCAACAGAUCACAAAAGGCGGCACCCCCAGGCUGACCCGCCCUGUCUGGGCCACCGCCCAGGGGCCACUGGUGGAGGAUGAGGACACAGUCCACGUGGCCAUCCCACUGUUCCCUGACGACGUGCAGCAGGCCAUUAGUCACGCCGUUAAGCCGCUCCGGUCCAAAGACGACCUGACCCCCGGCACGCGGGCUGCCAGAGCUGAGGAGACCACACGGAACAUCAACCUGCUCAAGAAGUACGAGAUAGAAAACAUCCACACCUUCAACCCCCAGCCUCCCGUGGGACCGGCCCAGAAGAAGCCCUACCAGAAUGAGAUGUACAGAAUGUUCAGCACCGGUACGGGACCCAUGUUUGUCGCCAGACGACCGGCUCCCUCGGCCCCGUCCGCGGACGUCCAGGAGCAGCAAGCAACUUUCUCGUACCCGUACACAACGUCGUACGCACCGCAUGGGUUUUACUACAACACGGGCCAGCCCGCGGCCACAAGGGAUCUCAUAGAUGCAGGCACGGCCUCGCCAGUGUACCACGAUAUCCAGUCGUUUGAGGACCGUCAUUACAGAGAACCCAGCACACCGAAACACCCGUCCAAGAUAAAGGGUGGCAUCACUUCCGUCUUCUCGUUGUUUCGAUCCACCCCCGUCAAGCUGAAAGAGGAUCGGCGUGGCAGCGACACUGUCGACCCUGCCACCACUGGUCACACCGUCAGGUUCACGGACCAACCCGCCACCCGACACUCGUUUGACAGUGUCGACCCCCCCGUCCCGUUCUAUGUUCAGAACACCAAGGAGAGGCGGCCAUCUUUACCGCACCACCGAGAGAGCCACUCCUUCUCCAUAGAUGAGUUGCUGAUGCAGGUUGCGUGCUGUUGUUGUUGGCCGAUUGGUCUCGCUGCCAAGAUCUUGACCUGCACGACGUCACGCAAACGAGACGCGACGUGCAUGGCAUACAUGGGACGUCAGAUGACGUUGUAUGCCCUGCUAGUGGGCAUCGCAUUUUACAUGGUCACCAUCGUGUUUCUGGUCUCCGUCUUACUCACCUUACUGCAGGACAACAGGUAGACGCACGUGCAG